GUAGUGUCUCGCAUGCUUGCUCCGGCGUUUCUUCACACAGUGUGUAAACUAACAUUUAACUUCACACACGCAGUUUAAACUUUUGCUAAAGUUCAGAGUUUGUGCUGUUAGUCUGUAUGCAGGCGUCUCUGUACACGGAGAUCGAUGGAGCUGGAGGGUCAGUGGUGGAAGGGGGAGCUCGCAGAGGACAUCUAUCAUGCUCUGCGUUACAAAGAGCUCAGGUUGCCUGUCUACAAGGGCCAGUCCCCACAGCUCAGUCUGAGACGGUAUUUCGCAGAUCUCAUUGCUAUAGUGAGCAAUCGUUUCAAGCUGUGCCCGGCGGCCAGACACCUGGCUGUUUAUCUUCUGGAUCUCUUCAUGGACUGCUAUGACAUCUCCGUACAACAGCUUCACAUGGUGGCGCUCUCCUGUUUGCUUCUGGCCAGUAAGUUUGAGGAGAGAGAAGACCGCGUCCCGAAGCUGGAGACACUCAACGGUCUGGGCUGCAUGACCUCCAUGAAUCUGGUGUUGAGCAAACAGGGUCUCCUUCACAUGGAGCUUCUGCUUCUGGAGACCUUUCAGUGGAACCUCUACCUCCCUACGGCGGCACACUUCAUAGAAUACUACCUGCCCUUCGCCGUCAAUGAGUCUGACCUGCACGACGGCUGGCCCAUGACGUGUAUGGAGAAGACCAUGCUCUACAUGUCCAAAUAUUCCGAUUACUUUCUGGAGGUCUCUUUACAAGAUCAUGCUUUUCUGCUAUUCGUCCCGUCUCUGGUGGCGGCGGCGUGUGUGGCGUCUUCUCGGGUAAUCUUGCGUCUGUCUCCCGCCUGGCCCCCCCGUCUCCAGUGUCUGACAGCGUACAGCUGGGAGCAGAUGUUGCCCUGCGUGGAGCGUCUCUUACUCGCACACGACAGCGACGUAAAGGAAGCGAACAAGCAGAAGUGCCAGCAGUCGAGCGCUCCGUCUGCGCAGGUGGGUUACCCCAUCCAGGGUCAGAGCGUGACCUUGCAUCAGUACGUGCAGCGGCCAAACUCGCAGUACAUCCAGCAGAGCUGUCAGCCGGUGGUUGUGUCUGCUCAGGGCAAUGCAACGUAUCUGACAGCAUCAAUGCAGGCGUCCACGGCCCCCCCGCAUGGCCUCGUGCAGACUCACACCAUUUCUGCACCCAUGGAUGCUAAAGUGAAUAUGCCCGCUAGAGCUUAUCAGGUGAAUGCACUGUACCCGUGCGCAGCGCCGUGCUUUGACAGGUGAGGGGCCGGACCGGACUGGACUGGACUGGGGGAGUGUUUUUGUUUUGUUAUGUGUGUGUGUUUGGCACUGGGAAAUCCCGCAGCGGAUGGAAGCCCACUGCUCUUACACGUGACCUGAACCAACGAGCCGCUGAUUUCUGUCCUUUUAUUUUAAAGAAUGAAGAUGAGACGCGUUCCAUCACAAUAAUGUGAUUAUGAGGUGUCAGGUUAUCAGAAAUGUGUAAUGUCAUGAUGCUCUUGUGCAUUAGUCACUGAACUCUACCUUGUGCCGUUUCAUUUAUUGUGUUAAGUUGAAUGAAUAGUGGCAUUUUGAUUUACAGGCGUGUUUCAUAAGUGAAGACAUCAUGGCACGUGUGAAGGGACUGUGGUUUUUACUAACUUUACCUCACUGAAUG
Triplophysa dalaica is the source of this 1627-nucleotide messenger RNA. It is a transcript of the gene ccnj, whose product is annotated as cyclin J. The record is from RefSeq and is a predicted model, not a curated record. Gene Ontology annotation, cellular component: cyclin-dependent protein kinase holoenzyme complex; cytoplasm; nucleus. Gene Ontology annotation, molecular function: cyclin-dependent protein serine/threonine kinase regulator activity. The transcript has 6 exons. Lineage: Eukaryota; Metazoa; Chordata; Actinopteri; Cypriniformes; Nemacheilidae. Gene Ontology annotation, biological process: regulation of cyclin-dependent protein serine/threonine kinase activity; mitotic cell cycle phase transition. Bases 145 to 1233 code for a protein of 362 amino acids.